Marmota flaviventris (yellow-bellied marmot) is the source of this 948-nucleotide messenger RNA. Its product is annotated as olfactory receptor 5P76. Gene Ontology annotation, cellular component: membrane. Lineage: Eukaryota; Metazoa; Chordata; Mammalia; Rodentia; Sciuridae. Gene Ontology annotation, molecular function: G protein-coupled receptor activity; olfactory receptor activity. Gene Ontology annotation, biological process: G protein-coupled receptor signaling pathway. The record is from RefSeq and is a predicted model, not a curated record.
AUGGAUUCCCUGGUCAAUGGGAACCACACUGCAGUGACAGAGUUCAUUCUAUUGGGCUUAACUGAUGAUUCAGUCCUUUGUGUCUUCCUCUUUGUGAUCAUCCUGUGCAUCUACCUGGUGACCAUCUGUGGCAAUCUCAGCACGAUCAUUCUCAUCAGAGUCUCUUCUCAGCUCCAUCAUCCCAUGUACUUUUUUCUGAGCCAUUUAGCUUUUGCUGACAUAGGCUUUUCAUCUUCUGUCACACCCAAUAUGCUUGUAAACUUCCUGGUGGAGAGAAACGCCAUCUCCUACCUUGGAUGUGCCACCCAGCUUGGUUCAGUUGUUUUCUUUGGGACAGUGGAGUGCUUCCUUCUGGCUGUCAUGGCCUAUGAUCGCUUUGUGGCAAUCUGCAACCCACUGCUUUACUCCACCAAAAUGUCCACACAAGUCUUUCUCCAGUUACUUGUAGUGGCUUAUACAGGGGGUUUCCUCAAUGCUUCCAUCUUUUCCCUUUCCUUCUUUUCUUUACUCUUCUGUGGGCCAAAUGGUGUCAAUCAUUUCUUCUGUGAUUUUGCUCCUUUAGUUGAGCUCUCCUGCUCUGAUGUCAGCAUCAUUGCAUUUGUUUCCUCAUUUUCUGCUGGCUCCAUCAUCGUGGUCACAGCAUUUGUCAUUGCCAUCUCCUACAUCUACAUCCUCAUCACCAUCCUGAGGAUGAGCUCUACAGAGGGGCGCCACAAGGCCUUCUCCACCUGCACCUCCCACCUCACUGCAGUCACUCUUUACUAUGGAACAAUUACCUUCAUUUAUGUGAUGCCCAAGUCCAGCUACUCCACGGAUCAGAACAAAGUGGUGUCUGUAUUCUACACGGUGGUGAUCCCCAUGCUGAAUCCCCUCAUCUAUAGUCUCAGGAACCAGGAGAUAAAGGGGACUCUGAAGAGAGUGCUGGGCAGGAAAAUAUUUUCUUGGUGA